Messenger RNA from Bactrocera oleae (olive fruit fly), 875 nucleotides. The record is from RefSeq and is a predicted model, not a curated record. NCBI's taxonomy places the organism in Eukaryota, Metazoa, Arthropoda, Insecta, Diptera, Tephritidae.
UUUUUACUUACUUUCAAUAUAUUUAUUUGUGGACAACAUUCCACAGCAAACGUCAAUCGAAGGGGCAUCGAUCCACAAAUGGACUGUAACACUUUUGGUAGCGGAGGAUUGACGUUCCCUUUUAUUCAAUGUUUUAACUGAUGGAGUACAGAAAACGUCAAAAAUAUAUACGAUUACACGUGUUUAUAUUGGGAUAUUUGGCUUACAAUAAUAAAUAAAUUCGUUUCGAAAAAUUAAACAAUUUGUGAUUGCCAAAGAUUAAAAAAAUAUGGGUCGUACAAACCGUUCGCGCAAGCGUCGCGAUGAAAUGAAUAAAAUCAAGAAAGCGCGUUACGAAGCAAAGGAACUAAUUCGUUUAAAGAAAACAUUGGGUCUUAUAGACGCUGAAGGAAAUGAAGUUAUGAAAGAUAUGUCGGAAGUAGCCACAGUAAAAACAGCAAAAGAACUAAAACACGAGAAGAAAUCUCGUGAAGAACAGGAAUUGGAACACGAGAUGGAGGAGCGACGAGAGCCAGGUAAAAAUUUUACAGAAGUUAACGAGAAUACUGGAAAAGUCCAUGUUUAUAAUAGUAAAACUAUGAAAGAUCAGCACGGUUCAUAUCCGCCAUGGUAUAAACCAAAGAAAACAGCCAAACGUAUACGAAAGAAGGCCCACGCUAUGAAAAAACGUUUUAAGCAGACUUGGACAACUGCGAAUGUUCCCUUGUAAAUUAAUUGUUUUUUUCUAGUUCAUAGAGUAUGGUAUAAUAUAUAUAUAUAUGUAUUUUUAAUUUCACAGAAAGUAUGUAUUUUUGGAUAUAUAGAACAUUUUUUAAUAUAAUAAAACGAAGUUUUUAGAAAUAAAUUACAUAUUAAAUCCCCUGUGAAAGCUUGAA